This is a messenger RNA of Pristis pectinata (smalltooth sawfish), 3441 nucleotides long. RefSeq names its product multimerin 2a (gene mmrn2a). NCBI's taxonomy places the organism in Eukaryota, Metazoa, Chordata, Chondrichthyes, Rhinopristiformes, Pristidae. The transcript is spliced from 8 exons. The record is from RefSeq and is a predicted model, not a curated record. Gene Ontology annotation, molecular function: protein binding. Gene Ontology annotation, biological process: negative regulation of vascular endothelial growth factor receptor signaling pathway; negative regulation of cell migration involved in sprouting angiogenesis. Bases 1 to 3441 code for a protein of 1146 amino acids.
AUGCCGGUAACCGGUGUUCCGGGGGCCGGGCAGACCACACCUGGAGCUCUGCAUACAGUUCAGGCUCCAGAGAGGACGCAUUGGUCGAGGAAGACAAAGCCCGGGUUCACCAGGCGGUUCCGGGGCUUCCACGGGUUAGUCGAUCACACACAGACCAUGUGGAUAUUCCUGCAUUUCACAUGUCUAGGACUUCAAAAGAAAUUGACGAGUUCGAGAAAGAUCCUUUUCCUACUAGUUCCCAGCUGGGGACAAGGUGGAGUGAUCUUUAGAUCAGGUCAGGAUGCCCUGCAGUUAAUCGAGGGUUCGGGGCUGGUUCUUUCUGUGGGGGAGAUUGGGUUCGGAGGGGGACGGGUGAAGGGGGCCGAUUUCUUGAGCAAUGAGGCAGGUUUGAGCAAACAGCAAGAGAAGCCUCGUCACCAGAUCUUUGAGAAGGUCGAGGAACAUGUUGCCACCCAGUUGGAUGGCUGGGGCUACGAGGAGGUCCAGGGGACCAACCAGCCGUAUUCCUAUGUCCGCACCACCACCUCGGAUUCAUCCAGGAGGCAGACAUCAGUCACCAGUGCACGGGCACCCUUAAAAUCCCCACCGGACAGGAACUGGUGUGCCUUUGUGAAGUCGAGAUUGUCCACUGCCGUGAUUUCAUGUGGAGUGGAACGGUUUGUCCAAAGGCCCACAGAGCCUUGCAUCAACUGCCAGAACACGGUGUACCAGCUUGCUCUUAAACCCAUGUACAAGGUGAAGCAGAUGAUCGUCACCUCCUUAGAGUGGAGGUGUUGUCCAGGGCACAUGGGAUCCAAUUGUGAACACACAGUUCCCCAGGAGCUCAGAGCAACAUCCCUAAAGAGGGCCCCGAAGCAGGAGAAAGCGAUUGAAGAGGCCAUAACUCCAGCAGAACCCGUUCUGUCAAUCAACGGCCGGCGGAACCAGGACCCGGAGCUGCUUCAGCAACAGGACGACGUUUCUGUCUCCACUGCUGUCACUCAGGAUUUCCACCGUCUACUGAGCAGCCUGAGGAAAAUAGAUCACCCGAAGGAAAAUAAUGGCAACCAAACAGAAUUACCAGGCCUUCAGGACAUGGUAAAGUCUUAUGUUGAAAACUUCUUGAAUCAACACCUUCAUUCCUUUUGGACAAGCUUGAAUAACAGCCUACUGGUCCUGUCUGACAAGGUCUUCAAUUUGUCACAAGAUAUAGAGAUCGACAGGAGAAAUCAUAAUGAGCUGUUGAAACGUCAAAGGGGACUUGAGGAAUGGGGCAUCAAGUUAAGACUGAAACUUGAUGAAAAUAGUGAGCAGCUACAGAAAAUUGAAGACACAUUGAAAGGUCAACAACUGAGAUUUGACAAAGAACUGCAUGCUCAGAGGGUUAAUCUUGACCACAACAUGACCACAAUCAAGACAGAGACUGACCUAAAAGUCAAGCGUAGCCAGAAGAUAAUCCAGAUUAAAUCACAUCUUCUAGAUAACACAACAGCUGAAUUAAGGAAAGACCAGGACAGACUUUGGCUAGAAAUCUACGCUUUAAAUCAAAGUAUAGCAAGGACUGCCGAGCUCCACGGACCAAACUUAUGUUCAUCGUACAACUUGAAAGCUGGCCAACAAGAAAUGGGAAUGACAAAAGAGGUCUUGGAUAAACUCAGUGCCACUCUUCAGAUUCAUUCAAGCAACCUAACAAAUGUAAUGUGUGGAAUGUGUGACCCUACAUCAAAUCAGGUUGCCACUUUUCAACAAAAGUUGGAGAAGCAGGAGUCCAAUUGUGCACAAAUGGUCGCUGGCCUUAACAGAGAAAUGAAUCAAAAAUUGAAUGAGACCCAGGUAGGUUUUAUGGAAGCUGUUUUGGGACUGAAUGUUUCCUUUAACCAUCAAAGCUUUGGUCACAAUGAACUUAUUUCUAGUCUCAACAAUAAAGUUAAAGAACUGAGUCAGCUGUUGUAUGGUACGCUAGAAGAUGAGCAGCUUUGUGACUGUCAAAAAUUACUUGUGGAUUAUAGUUUGGUUAUUGAUAACCUGAGAAAUGCCAGUGACUUUAUGGACAAAAUGCACUUUGAUCUGAAUUACGUCAAGCAGCAAGAGCUAGAAUUAAGCAACAAUUUAAAUGAUUCUGUUCAAGAUCUCUUCAUGGCUUUGCAACAAAUUCGUCAACAAAUCCAGGACCUCCAGUUCUUGCAGGAAGGAAAGCAAAAUAUUUUAACUGAAGACAUCUUAAAACUUAAGAAGAAUUCCACAAUGAUUAUGAAGGAAAUUAGCUAUUUGAAAAAAUUUGAUGCUACCAUGGACUCUCACAUCAAAUACCUCAAUAGUUCAUUCAAUUCCCUUUUGGAGGAUGCUUUAAGGCACACUCUAAUUCUGCAGAGUUUGUUGGAACAAGAUAUAUUAGAGGUUACAUCUGAGGAUGCAACAAAACUUGAACUGCUGUCUAUGAGCACCUUAUAUCAAAUCCUAAAUGAGACAGAGAAAGACCUUGCGGCCCAUAAAAUAAUUUUGGAAAACAUCAACAUGAAGUUGCAGCUUCUUGAAGAAGACAGGAUGAGUGAAGAAGUAAGGAAAGUAACUGAGGCUGAAAUAGAAGAAAACUUCUUAAAAGAAAGCUCUUCAGAAAUAGAUGAUACAGAUAAUCCUGAACUCAUGGAACCAGAGCAGGAGGCAAUGAAAGAGAAAUUGGGUGAUUUACAACAUAAAACCAGUGAAAUAUCAUUCAUAGAAAAACACAUUGAGAUGUUGAAUUUGAAAUUAAUUAAAUUGGAGUCUCACUGUAAUUCCAAAGACAAUGACUAUAAUCAUAGCUUGAGACAGAUGAAGGAAGAGUUUACAAAGUCAGUGGAGACUCUGCAGUUAGAUGUAUCAUCUUUGAAGCUGCUUCUGGAAAGUCACAUCUCUGACUUUCAGAAGUUCAUUGGCAACACAGACAGGCUUUCUAACGGGACACUCCGCACAGGACGAAGUGGUUUAGGAUUAAUGCGAAUGAGAAAACAGCACAGGGAAAAUCACCAUGGGAACAGACAUCUGGGGAUUUAUCGAAAUGGUUCAGCUGUAGGCAGUGGAAAGAGAACCCCAGCUGCACAGGAAUUCCAGGCUGCAUUUUUUGUGGGACUUUCCAACAAUUCUGAAACCAGCAAGAUUUUGAAUUUUGACCAGAUCUUUCUGAAUUACGGAGAUGGCUAUUUAAAAGGAAAAGGUUAUUUCAAAGCUCCCUUCAAAGGCAUCUACAUGUUUGUGGUGACUGGCCAAGGGCUUGGUCAUGGUUAUCUUUUGGUUGAUGGCACGCAUGCAUUCACACUUCAGAGUAGCACGCAAAACCAGCAGAGCAGUGUGGUUUGGGGCUAUGCCAUCCUUGAGCUCAACAAAGGACAGCAUGUGUGGGUAGAGGUGGCUCAAGGCUUUAUGUUUCAACAGACUCAUCUGGAAACAACAUUUGGAGGAUUUCUUUUAUUUAAAACAUCUUAA